UAUAGUCUAUACUAAAUAAAGUCAAGAUGGCAAAAGAAAAACUACAAAGAACAUUCUGAACAGACAAGACCCAACUCCAACAGCCCAGAUUCAGAGAGUCUGGAAAGAGCCAGAGCCCAGUGACCGAGAAAGACAAACAGGAGAUGAAUGUAAGGUUAACAAUACAUGCUGAAUGCCCUAUGCAUUUAGAAGAUUUCCCCAUGGAUGUGCAUGCCUGUCCACUGAAGUUUGGAAGCUAUGCCUAUACCAAAGCUGAAGUAAUUUAUUCUUGGACUCUUGGGAAGAACAAAUCUGUGGAAGUAGCUCAGGAUGGCUCACGCCUGAAUCAGUAUGACUUGCUUGGUCAUGUUGUUGGGACAGAGAUAAUCCGGUCUAGUACAGGAGAAUAUGUCGUCAUGACAACCCACUUUCAUCUGAAGAGAAAAAUUGGCUACUUUGUCAUCCAGACCUACUUGCCAUGUAUCAUGACUGUCAUUCUGUCACAAGUGUCUUUCUGGCUUAAUAGAGAAUCUGUCCCUGCUCGCACAGUCUUUGGUGUCACCACUGUUCUCACCAUGACCACCUUGAGUAUCAGUGCCAGAAACUCUUUACCUAAAGUGGCAUACGCGACGGCCAUGGACUGGUUCAUAGCCGUCUGUUAUGCCUUUGUAUUUUCUGCACUGAUUGAAUUUGCUACUGUCAACUACUUCACCAAGCGAAGUUGGGCUUGGGAAGGCAAGAAGGUACCAGAGGCCCUGGAGAUGAAGAAAAAAACACCAGCAGCCCAAACCAAGAAAACAAGCACCACCUUCAACAUAGUGGGAACCACCUAUCCUAUCAACCUGGCCAAGGAUACUGAGUUCUCCACCAUCUCCAAGGCUGCUGCUGCUCCCAGUGCUUCUUCAACUCCAACAGUGAUUGCUUCCCCCAAGACCACUUAUGUGCAAGACAGUCCUGCUGAGACCAAGACCUACAACAGUGUCAGCAAGGUUGACAAAAUUUCCCGCAUCAUCUUCCCUGUGCUCUUUGCCAUAUUCAAUCUUGUCUAUUGGGCCACAUAUGUGAACAGGGAAUCUGCUAUCAAGGGCAUGAUCCGCAAACAGUAGAUAAUAGUGGCAGCACAGCAACCAGAGCACCCCAUGAAGCAUCCAAAUCCCAAACCUCAGAGCUCCCCUCAUGUGUUUCAGGAUUCUUUUUAACCCUGUUCCAAGCUGAGUGUAAUCACUUUCUCAAUUCAUAUUUAUGAACCUCAGUGUAAAUGUAAAACAGAAAAAUGACUUUUCCCUUGAACAUUGCUUGGAUUGAGCCAAACACUGCCAUUUGUCCAGUUUCUCAUGUUAGUAUGCCAGUCUCCCCCCAGCUGAUGGCACUGCAUGUGUUUAAUUUCACUCUGCCCACUGGAGAAAGGACAGGAGACUCUAUUUCUUCUAGUGGAAACCUUGGCUGUGUGAGGUCUAAUGUGUUGAGGUCCAGGAGCACUAUUGACUGGGCUACAUUGGAUGAUUCUGACUCACUACAGAGUCAUACUGGGCUAUCUCAUUUCAUCUCAUCUUACUUACCUGAUACCUUCCAUGCACCCAUCAGGGCUGAAUAGGCAUAUGAGCUGGUAGAAUGGGAAGAGGCCUAUGGAAACUUCUGAAGUAACACAUGGUUUCUUGCCUUGGAGGUCAAUGGGGAUGAUCAAU
Molecule: messenger RNA, 1664 nt
Organism: Rattus rattus (black rat)
Lineage: Eukaryota; Metazoa; Chordata; Mammalia; Rodentia; Muridae
Gene: Gabra3
Product: gamma-aminobutyric acid type A receptor subunit alpha3
Exons: 6
Coding region: 144-1085 (313 amino acids)
Biological process (GO): nervous system process; gamma-aminobutyric acid signaling pathway; signal transduction
Cellular component (GO): GABA-A receptor complex; postsynapse; synapse
Molecular function (GO): benzodiazepine receptor activity; GABA-A receptor activity; inhibitory extracellular ligand-gated monoatomic ion channel activity
Source: RefSeq, a predicted model, not a curated record